AUGGCACGCGCAGUCAACGCUGAAGCUUCUUCUUCCCGUCAAGCAGCCCGCGAGUCGCCGGAAGCGGAAGGAGGUUCGGACGAUGUGAGACGGACCAAGCCCGCGCUUGGGGAGAUGGAGGUGGAUGACGAGUGGAACGAGUGGACGGUCAAGACGUACAAGUCGCAGGCGCUGAAGAGGGAUGUUGCGAGUGAUGGUGUACUUACUAGAAUCGCUGAUGGACUUCGGGCCAUGGAGACCAGCAUCACGGACUCCAUGUCCAAAGUCAUCGAUACUGCGGUAGCUGUGGAGGGGAACAAUCCAGAUGAUGAGAUGGCCGAAGAGCUCGCCAAAUCCCUUUGCAGGUCUAUCGAAGUCAAGGCGGUCUUGGAGGUCAAGUACCAAGUCAUCAAGGACAUCCUCAGGAGGAUGAGAGCCGGGGAGGAGAUUGAAGAGAUUGUUGCGCUGUACGAAAAGGAAGCAGCGGACAAGACUGAAGAGUACAUGAAGAAGACACCCCGACAGAAGUUUGUCAAGGACGAUCAAUACAGCCAAUUCAGGAGUGAAGUUUGGAACGUCAACCACGGAUCCGAAGCCUGCCCACCCAUGUCGCACUGGCUCGACAAGACCGAUGGGGACGCUUCGGACAGCGACGAUGAGGUCGAGGUUGGGCCGACGAUGCAAAACUUCAAGUGUGCCAUAACGCAUUCGGCCAUCGUGGACGCCAUGGUCAAUCCCGCCUGCAAACACCAUUAUUCGAAAAUCAACAUCUACCAGCUGUUCGAGCAGCAAGACGGGCGAAACAAGAAGGCGGCGAUCAAGUGCCCGUCGGUCGGUUGUGGUCAAAAGGUCCAGUUCAACGCGCUGCAGCCCGAUAAGCAGUUUCAGCAGCGGGCGGACCAGUACUUCCGGAAACAGCAGGAAACGGCCGAUCAGGAUGUCGAGGACUUUGAGGAGGACUGA
This is a messenger RNA of Dioszegia hungarica, 942 nucleotides long. RefSeq lists its product as uncharacterized. Gene Ontology annotation, molecular function: SUMO ligase activity; zinc ion binding. NCBI's taxonomy places the organism in Eukaryota, Fungi, Basidiomycota, Tremellomycetes, Tremellales, Bulleribasidiaceae. Bases 1 to 942 code for a protein of 313 amino acids. Gene Ontology annotation, biological process: double-strand break repair via homologous recombination; protein sumoylation. Gene Ontology annotation, cellular component: Smc5-Smc6 complex; nucleus. The transcript has 8 exons. The record is from RefSeq and is a predicted model, not a curated record.